Molecule: messenger RNA, 1429 nt
Organism: Caenorhabditis sp. 36 PRJEB53466
Lineage: Eukaryota; Metazoa; Nematoda; Chromadorea; Rhabditida; Rhabditidae
Source: the annotation of a GenBank genome assembly
AUGUCUGGCAUUCGUCGUGGCGCCUACCGCGGCCGCAAACGCUUCUAUCGCGACACUUUUGCACCGGGCGGCUCAAAAACCGAUCCGCUGAACAUUGAAAUCGAGUUGUCCGAGAAUCCGGAGCUCGAAAAAGAGCGUCUGGGCCUUCUGGAACCGACUCCGGAGCGUCAGAAGCGGCGGCGACUCGAAAAAGAGGACCGGAUUCUGGAAAAAGAGCGCGCCGAGCGGGAAAAGGCGAAUUUCGAGCUUUCGACGCCGCAGCUCUCGCCAAAGGUAUGUUUUUGCUGAUAGAGCGUGAAAAAUGUGUACAGACGUAAGAAAAACAAAUAUUUCAUUUUUCGGCUUAGAAAGCACUUAAAAAUUGCAUUUUUCCAGAAAAACCAGAACAAUUCGCCGAAGAAAGACGCGCGCCGGCCACAUUUGACGAAAGAUCAAAAGGACGCGGUGGAAUUCCGCAAAAACAAAACGGAAUACUUCAAUCGAAAGUACCGCUACGGAAAUUUCGAUCGAUAUUACGGAGUGCGUCUGAAUCCGGGCGAAUCCGACAAACGACUGACCGUCUUCCAGAAAGAGUGGUUCGAACGCAAAUCCGUUCUCGACAUUGGUCAGUUUUUUGUUGUUUUAAUACAACAUUUUAAAGUCGCAAAAUGUUAUUUUCAGGGUGCAACGUGGGAUUUCUAACAUUAUCGAUCGCAAAAGACUUUUCUCCUCGUCGCAUUCUGGGAAUUGACAUUGAUGAGCAUCUGAUUGGAGUCGCCCGCAAAAAUAUACGACAUUAUUGUGAUCAUGACUUGCAGGUACUGUUUCUUCCUGAUUUUCUCAAAAUUGUUUACAAAAAUGUUGCAGGUCGCCGGAAAGUUCCCCGCCUCGUUCGGCGUCCAAUUCGGCACAAUAUCGCAGAAAAAAGCAGAGCCGCGCUCGUUUUCCACCAAAUUUCCCGACAAUGUCUGGUUUAAAAAGGAGAACUACGUGCUGGAGUCGGACGAGAUGCUCGAUAUGAUUCAGCCAGAAUUCGACGUCAUUCUCGCACUUUCCAUCACAAAAUGGAUCCAUCUGAACUGGGGCGACGACGGAAUGCGUCGAUUCCUGAAGAGAGCCUACGCACAGCUUCAGCCCGGUACUUUUUCGACUUUAAAUAUACAUCCUCCUAAUUUUUCUGUUUUCAGGCGGCCGUCUCAUCAUCGAACCGCAACAAUUCGAAACGUACCGAAAACGUGCGAAAAUGAACGAGGAGUUGAUGGCGAACUACUCGAAAAUCGAAUUCAAACCCGAGGAUUUCGAGAUGUGGCUCAUCGAGACGGUCGGCUUCGAGUCGGUCGAGAAAAUGGGGGUGGCCGGUGCGAAAUCCAAAGGAUUCGAGCGGCCGAUCGACGUUUAUUUGAAGCCGUUGCGCCCCAAAACCGACGCCAUCCCACUCGGAUAUAUUUGA